This is a messenger RNA of Nilaparvata lugens (brown planthopper), 3345 nucleotides long. RefSeq names its product probable medium-chain specific acyl-CoA dehydrogenase, mitochondrial (gene Mcad). The transcript has 10 exons. Gene Ontology annotation, molecular function: flavin adenine dinucleotide binding; medium-chain fatty acyl-CoA dehydrogenase activity. Gene Ontology annotation, biological process: fatty acid beta-oxidation; medium-chain fatty acid catabolic process. Lineage: Eukaryota; Metazoa; Arthropoda; Insecta; Hemiptera; Delphacidae. The record is from RefSeq and is a predicted model, not a curated record. Gene Ontology annotation, cellular component: mitochondrion. Bases 268 to 1542 code for a protein of 424 amino acids.
GAGACUGACGUACUGAUUGGCUCUCUCUCUCGUUGUGGUUUUUGUUUUGCGUUCAUUUGUGACUUGUGUGGUAGUGAAAAAUUAUAAUUUCAUUUAUAGUUUUAUUUAUUUUUCCAUUUUAGAUAGGCGGUGGGAUUCAAUUUAACAUUUAUUAUGCACUUAAUUUCUUGAAAAGUUUUUAUCCCACCGCCUAUAUUUUUCACUUAUACUCAGAGUGCAUUAUUGAUGAUAAGUAUUUAAUCGACUCGCUCAGUAUUCUGUUGAAAAAUGGGACCACUAAAACAGGUUGUUCGAACGGCUGUUACCACUGGCAAGAAGCCCGGUGUUUUCGGCAUGGCCAGCAAGCCUCAUCAAGCACAUGCUCACACCUAUGCUAACGGAAUGGCAUUUGAACUGAAUGAAACACAAGCAGAAUUCCAAGAGUUGGCCAGGAAGUUCACGGCUGAAGAAAUCAUUCCGGUGGCUGCACACCAUGACAAGACUGGCGAAUUCCCAUGGGACAUAAUCAAGAAAGCACAUGGACUUGGUCUCAUGAACGGUCACAUCCCAGCUUCAUGUGGUGGUCUUGGAAUGGGUGUGUUCGAUGGUUGUCUGGUAGCCGAACAGCUGGCCUACGGAUGCACAGGCAUCAUGACAGCGCUUGAAGCAAGUGGUCUUGGUCAAACUCCAGUUCUGGUUGCCGGAAACGAAGAACAGAAAAAGAAGUACCUGGGAAGACUCGUGGAAGAACCAUUACUUGCCGCGUACUGCGUGACAGAGCCGGGCGCCGGGUCGGACGUGAACGGAGUGAAGACACGCGCUGAGAAGAAGGGGGACGAGUACAUCGUGAACGGCCAGAAGAUGUGGAUCACGAACGGCGGAGUGGCCAACUGGUACUUCCUGCUGGCGCGCACCAACCCCGACCCCAAGUGCCCUGCCAGCAAGGCGUUCACCGGAUUCAUUGUCGAGCGUGACUCGCCCGGUUUGCAGCCUGGUCGCAAGGAAUUGAACAUGGGCCAGCGGGCGUCGGACACACGUGGCAUCACAUUUGAGGACGUGCGUAUUCCGAAGGAGAACGUGUUGGUAGGCGAGGGUGCCGGCUUCAAGAUCGCCAUGGAGACAUUCGACAAGACGCGGCCGCCCGUCGCUGCUGGCGCCGUCGGUCUGGCUCAGCGUGCCCUCGACGAGGCCUCCAAGUAUGCGCUCGAGCGAAAGGCGUUCGGCGUGCCCAUUGCCAUGCACCAGGCAGUAGCAUUCAUGCUAGCGGACAUGGCGAUCGGCGUGGAGACGUCUCGACUGGCGUGGCAGCGCUCAGCGUGGGAGGUGGACCAGGGCCGACGCAACACCUACUUCGCAUCCAUCGCCAAGGCGCUUGCAGCCGACGUCGCCAACAAGUGCGCCACCGACGCCGUUCAGAUUUUUGGUGGUAACGGUUUCAACAGCGAUUACCCAGUUGAGAAGUUGAUGCGUGACGCCAAGAUCUACCAGAUUUACGAGGGCACUGCUCAGAUCCAGCGCAUGAUCGUCUCCCGCGAAAUCAUCGAGAAGGCUAAGCGAGGUUAAGCUUCAACAACAAAACUAAUUAUAUUUUUUAUAGGUUAAUUGAGAUUUAGAAAUAUUUUUAUUAAAUGAAGAAGUUUGAGAGGUUGAAAUAGAAUUUGCGGUCAGGUCACCAAAACAGUUAUAACAAAAACAAUUUCCUACGAUUCGCGAACUUUUCAUUUAGGCUCACUCUCAUGCUCAAUUUACAAUAUAAUCUUCGACACAUACAACAUGGUCAGACACCAAGAAAUACUCUACUUUAGCUGGUGAAUGGUACUAAGGCCAUUCACGAAAUGAACUACGAUCUCUCUUCAUACUGUAAUUGGUACUGCACUUGUUAAUUACUUUCAAUCUCCUAUAAUUCGAUUAUUACUGUAUCUUUGAUGGACUUUAACCAUUGAAUCUGUAUUACCUUGUCUCCUUAAGACACAGUUCAGCUGUAUUCAUGUUUCAUAUUCCUGUUACUCCUAUUUUUAAUUUUAUGUUUCUUUUUCCUAAAUGAAUACCCUCCUUAUAGAGGAACAAACUUGAAUUGUAUAUUAAAUGGAAAUUAUCAACCCCUCUUCUUACUUUUGAAUAUUUUCUCUCUGGUAACGUUUAUUAUUACUUAUUAUUUAAGACUUUUCAAAACAAUUUUACUGAUUUUUACGUGAUCUUCCUAUCUAACUUUUUUGCGUGCAAUGGGCAAUCUAAAUUGUAUCUGUCUAUGUAUAAAUUCUACCUGAAUCACAGAUAAUUUCUAAAAUUGCAAUUCAGGUCUAAUUGCAAUCUGAAUUAUGUGAAACUGAAAUCCUGCUGCUAACCGCAUAACUCUCAUCCAUUCUUUUAUUUGCUCACAUAUUGUUCCUGAAGUCAUUAUUAACUUAAUAUUACAUCAAAUCAUCCAAAUACUCACAUCUCUUUGCUCAUAUCAAAGUAUCAUUAAUCGUAAAAUCAUUCCAAACUAUCAUAAUGUAUAAAUUCAUUGUUUGCAUUUGCAUUUCAUAAAAUUGUCAUAAUAUUUUUACAAAGAUUGGCACAAGGUGUCUAUAUGUAAGAUUGCUCCAUUCCUCCCUUAUUUCUAAGGCCAUAUUUCUACUCACCAACGUAGCAUAGCCAGAAAUACGUAUUUUGAAAGACGUAGCUGAUGUAUCUUCUAAAGUUAAUCCCUCUGUCCAUUUCAAAACCGGCGUAGCUUAGAUUGAUAUCAGGGAGAUACGACAGCUACGUUUUUCAAAUGCGCAUUUCAAGCUACGCUACGUUGUUGUGUGGGAUGGCUAUUAGAAACACUAUUUUUUGUGAUGAAAUGAGCAACAUGUUGCAUUGUAAAAUAAAAAUUUUAUAUUGCAAUUCAAUAUAUAGUUGAACAUGUCAUACUCUGAAAUAGUGCGUCAAUAAGGGAGAAGGAGGAAUUUGGAGAGAAAGAAGGCAACGAGAGAAGAAAGAAAAAAAAUAUAAAAAAAAUUGGUGAGUGAGAUUUCGCUUUCCAGCUUGCAUACAGUUGAUAAUGCGGCCAUAGUCAAUCAUUUCGCUCAGUCCAGGUCUUGGCAUUGAACACGUAGAUUCAUUGCGAAAUUGAAAUUGGGUCUGAUGCUGAAUGUGGAGAUGUGAUAAUCGAUCGCAUUGUCAGUUGCAGGUUAAAUACAGUUGUUCAAGAAUUCAACGAUAUCAAUUAUGUAUCAAAAAGAAUAACAAUUCUCUUGAUUUCAAAUGAUAUCUUGUUUUUGAUCUAGUUUUAAGAUUUUCGCAUAUCAGAACGUACACAUACAGUCAGAUCACACAUCAGGAGAAAAAAGACCCGGACAACUCGCUUCUGUCUAGUCCUUUGGCUUCUUAGGCUAUAAC